Messenger RNA from Trematosphaeria pertusa, 471 nucleotides. RefSeq lists its product as uncharacterized. The transcript has a single exon. NCBI's taxonomy places the organism in Eukaryota, Fungi, Ascomycota, Dothideomycetes, Pleosporales, Trematosphaeriaceae. The record is from RefSeq and is a predicted model, not a curated record. Bases 1 to 471 code for a protein of 156 amino acids.
AUGCCCAACCUUGUUCUCACCAGAAGUAUUGGAUCUUCCUCCAACGACCAAAUACCUUCUGAUGGACGGUUUAACCGGGAGACUCUCCUAAGCCGUCAGCUACACGACGAGGACGAGCUCGAAGAGCAAAUGGCGACAAUAAGGCGACUGCAUCACUAUAUCGACAAAUUAAACGGCGAAAUUCGACAGCUAGCAGAAUGCACUGCGAUGUUGGAACGAGAGAAAGAAAGGCUUCAAAACCGUAUCCGCACCGUGGAAAGCCAGAUAGAAGCGAAUGUUGGUAGCCAAAUGCCUGGGGACGCGGGUGUGCAAGACAAAAGCCAGGCCAUUGCCGUUUUCCAACAUGAGCAUCAGGUACAAGAGAUGCAGGAUAACCAUCAGGCCGUAUAUGAGCAGCUGGUUGAGCGACAAUCGGCCGAGCAGCUGCAGGCUGAACAACGGCAGGCUGAACAACGGCAGGCUGGGCAAUAG